Molecule: messenger RNA, 1192 nt
Organism: Mangifera indica (mango)
Lineage: Eukaryota; Viridiplantae; Streptophyta; Magnoliopsida; Sapindales; Anacardiaceae
Exons: 4
Coding region: 289-1014 (241 amino acids)
Source: RefSeq, a predicted model, not a curated record
UGAUAUUAUGAUUUGAACAUCUGGCUUAAAAGGAAAACAGUAAGCCAGGCCAUCACUUCCACCGAUUCUUUGGCCACUGAAGCUCGAUCAAUCGCUUCUCUAAACCCAACCCGGAAAAUGAACAAUCAUCCAUCCUCUUUCUUUCAAUCUAUCCAUAAAAUUUUCUCCCUUUAUUUUCGCAACACAACAUAACAUAACCCUUUCAUUUCAACUCUUUUCAAAGCCGUUAAUACUUUGCAGUUCCUUUUUUUUUUCUUUUUCUUCAUUUCCACCAUAGUCGUUAUUAUUAUGGGUAAGAGAAAGCAAAGUGCUGACAAAACAAAGAACAGGAAUCAUCUUCCUUCUUCCUCGGGCAUUGUUCCGUGCUCUUCUGAAUUGCAAGAAUUGUCUAAAGAGAAAUCUUCACUUUUAGUUGAAUCUAGUGAAAACAAGCUGUACACAUCUAGCAUGGAUAUCACCGAUAAUUCAGUGAAGCUGUUAAACACCCACACUUCUCUUUCAAGCCAUCAUUACAAUCUUGGUCGUUCUAUAUUCAUAAAAAGAUCACGUCAUCACUAUGGCCACCACUACUCUCGGAGGAACUCUGUUAACCGUGGCAAUGCAUCGAGUUCUCAUGGCAAGGGUCCUCCUUCAUGUGAUGGGAGACUGUUAUAUAAGUUGUCUACUCAAUGCAAUGCAGAGUCUGGACAGAAUGCUGAGAACAGCGAAAAUCCAUUUGGUAGGCCUGAGAGAAUGAGGUCCAGUUCCUUGGUAAAGGAUGCCUCAUCAGCGGAUGCGGUGAAGAUGGUAUGUGGGAUCUGUCAGAAGCCGUUGAGACGUAAACCUUAUCUUCUUGGAAUCACAAACGCUGUUUCUUCGGGUGAUUACUGUAUUGUUGGUGUUUUAGUUUGUGGUCAUGUGUAUCAUGCAGACUGCCUGGAAAAGAGAACAUCUGCAGAAGAAGGAUGCGACCCACCCUGCCCACUGUGUACGAGUGUGCCGUUGCAAGUUGGGUCAUCAGGAGCACAGGAAUAGGUUGUACAGAUGACUUUACAUCUAUGAUACUAAUGAAAGAGAGCAUAUACAUAUUAUUAGAUGGAAAAACUUACUCGGAUUUGUAGACAGUUCAUGUAAUCUGAAACAUACUGUUGUACGGGCUAGAAUUUAGGCUUUGCAUUAUAAUCAAGUCUUAGCCACCAGGAAUAUGCAGAAA